Messenger RNA from Orbilia oligospora ATCC 24927, 2973 nucleotides. RefSeq lists its product as uncharacterized. The transcript has 3 exons. Gene Ontology annotation, cellular component: nucleus. NCBI's taxonomy places the organism in Eukaryota, Fungi, Ascomycota, Orbiliomycetes, Orbiliales, Orbiliaceae. The record is from RefSeq and is a predicted model, not a curated record. Gene Ontology annotation, molecular function: RNA polymerase II transcription regulatory region sequence-specific DNA binding. Gene Ontology annotation, biological process: DNA-templated transcription; transcription antitermination; transcription elongation by RNA polymerase I. Bases 1 to 2973 code for a protein of 990 amino acids.
AUGCCUGGCGACGAGAGUGGAACCCCGGAACCCCGCCGCAGUGGCCGAAGUACUAAGGGCCAGCAUACUCGAAAUGCUGAAUUAAACGAAGAAAUACCAGCAAAGAAACCCGUCACAGCCCCCAGUACUCCGGCCCCUAAAAAGAACGAAAAGAAGACUACUCGCUCAUCAAAAUCCAAAAAUGACAAGACAGAUGCCACGUCACCUGCUGCCGACGCCGACGCCGACGCCGACGCCGAUGCUGAUGCCAAUGCCGAUGCCGAUGCCGAUGCCGAUACACCUGGGGGUAAUGAAGAAGAUGGUGAAGUCAUCAGGUGCGUCUGCGGUGCAGACACAGAUGAAGGUGGAAGACAAAUGAUAUCUUGUGAUCAGUGUGAAGUCUGGCAGCACUCAAGCUGCAUGCAGAUUCCAACAAAAAAAACACCAGACCACUAUUAUUGUGAACAGUGCAAACCGGAACUCCAUAAAGACCUUUUAGAAAAAAUGGCUAGAGGUGAGAAGCCCUGGGAACGGCGAAACAGGAAGGGCACAAGGAAGAGCGUUGGCGGUAGCAAAAAGAAGAAGGGAUCCGAGGCUCCUGAGACACCAGCCCCAGAGGAAAUUCAAGACGAUGAAAAGGAUGAAGAUAUGAAGAUGGAUAGUCCGGCUCCUACCAUGACUACCGAAGCCGAAAAGGACACUGAAGAACCCACUCAAGAUACCGUUGUUAACAACCUAGAAGAGGUACUGGAUGCUUCCAACAAAGAUAAGGAGGAAGAACAGCAAGGAGACGUCGCAAUGGAAGAAGUCACGGAAAACGAGUCCCCCGAAAAGUCUGUACCUCCGGAAUCUACACCUGCUCCUACAGAAUCUGGUAGACGGCUUUCAUCAGUCGCUUCACCCACCACGUUGAAGCGAAAGGCAGACGAAAGCGUUGAAGAAGGGACCCCCGAUGGAAAGGCGUCAUCCCCAGCCCGUCGUGGAUCAAUUCCUCAAUCUCCCACCCAAACCAAGAGCUCGAAAACGCGAUCUGGCCGCCGUUCCUCUACAACUACCUCAAAGCCACCACCAAAGAAGCCAAAGAUGGCUGACAACCAAUUGGAACAAGUUGUCGAAAUCGACGACCUCAAAAGCGAAACUCGCCGAAAAGGCGCUGAGACCCUCAAGAAGUUCUUGGAGGGUGCCCUCAGACCAGUCGAAAAACUUCCCGAAGGCGAGACCUCAAAAUCGGAGUUUGCUGCUCGACUGGCCUUAGAAAUCGAACACCACACUUACAUUCUUCUCUCUGCCCAGACAGCAGGGGAGCCCAACGAUGAAUACCGACAAAAAUUCCGUUCGAUCCUAUUCAACCUCAAGAAGAACGAGCCCUUGUUGAAUAAUGUUCUCACAGGGAAGCUUGGAACCAAAGAAUUUAGUGAUAUGACAGGCGACGAGAUGGCUACUGAAGAUAUGAAGCAUAUUGUACAAGAAGCGGAGAAGGAGAGCGAGAAACAAAGUAUCAUGACGGCUGAGGCCACUGGUCCUCGUAUUCGCAGAACCCACAAGGGGGAAGAAGUUGUUGGUGAAGAUACUGGUAUGAUUGCAGAAAAUAGCUCAGGGUUCAUUGGGUCGAGAUACGAGCCCCCAGCAGAGAAAUCGGACGACGAACAUUCAGCACCACCUAGUCCGGGCGCUGAGGAUCAUGAGAUGACUGACCGACCAAGGUCCCCUUCACCUACCGCUCUUCAGGAGCCUGCCGAUACUCCAUCCAAGGCUUUAAAGAUAGAUACUUCUAAACAAGCAAGCGGAUCGGCCCACCAUCGUAGGACAAGCAGCUUUGAUAUUCAAAAUGUAUGGUCAAAUGUCGAAUCAACAGAUGCAGGGCAUCGGCAGAGUAUCCCGCGACCUCCAAUUACCCCUCUUACCGCUCAUCCAGCCAAUGGCAACAACGCACAGCUUGAUCGUGACAUAGAUAUGCUCCUCAGGAACGAUGAUAGCCCUGGCGCUGGGUCAGAAACCCCCCCUUACUCCCCUAAGGACUACAUGGAUGAAUCCGAAGAAGGCGUUGUUUGGAAAGGCAAGGUCUUGAUGAGAGGCGUUGCGGAUUUGGAGGCCCAGGCAACUCAUGUCGCUGGCCCAGACUUGUCAACAAAGGUCCCAUGGGCUACAGUCAUCGGUAAUUCGAUUGAAAUAACUGGACGUAUUUCGGUCGACCGCGCCAACGAGUAUCUGCAACAAUUGAAGUACAGCUCACGAUCUAGCGAUGUCGUGGUUUUUACUAUUCACGCCUCGGCUUCUAGAUCUUCCUCUAGUGACGCGGAAACCGGUUUUACCAAACUUUUUUCGCAUUUCAAAGAACGUCAGCGAUCGGGCGUCGUCGGAAACAUAACAUGGUCACCCACGAAGGAUGUUUAUGUAGUUGCUGUCGGGAAGGAUGAGUCGAUGCCAAAGUAUAUGCUUAAUACGCAGUUCCCAGCUCACCCGCGUGAGAAGGAUAACCUGUUGCUCUGCAUCGUAUUUAAUAGGACAUUAGAACCAUUCCAGGACAACCACACUCCUACUACUGCCACUGCAGCAUAUACCCCAGCUCCUCCAUCAAGAGCCCUUCACACUCCAGUGACUGUUGCUCCAGGAGCCGGGCAACAGGGUUGGCAACCACCCACGCAGUUGAAUAAUAUCUACUCUGCAUAUCAGCAGUCACCCACCCCCGUUGGGUAUCAGGCGUCACCACCUCUGGCUACCGGAAUAUCUACGCAAGUCACAAACCUUCAAUAUAGUCCUCCAGGUCUUCAACAUGGAUCACCCAUUACCCUUCCGGUUGCUGGAAGCUCCGUUAGCAAUGGAGCGCCCCAGCAAAACCCCAACGUGGUAGAACAACUAAUGAAGUUGUUACACCUUGGUCCCGCAGAUCAAGCAAUGCUAAGGGAUAUUGUUGAUAAGAACCCCGAGUCCGUUGGCAACCCUGAGCAAUUAAUGCAAUUAGUUGCGCAGUAUCAACAUCAGCGUAGGGCUUAA